AAUCGCACAGUUUAAUAGAAGGCGGUCACUUGUACGGAUGCAAAAUCACCAUGGGAAACAUGGAUAUCCUUCGUGUCAAUCUGACGAUGCUGCUCUUAACGCUGGCAGCUUGUGCUUGGUUCGUUGAGGCUCAGCCGGCAGCACGUAUCAUCAAUGGAUCCAAGGUGGACAUAGCACGUCAUCCAUAUUGUGUUUCUCUACGAUAUAGACGUAGCAAUGAAUCCGCUUACCUUCACGAAUGUGCCGGCGUCAUCUACUCGGAACGUGCCGUGGUGACGGCGGCCCAGUGUCUGGCUGGUCUGACGGAAGGAACCAAAUUGCUGGUGGUUGGUAAUGCCAAUAAACGUAACGGCACCGAUGGAUUGGUCUAUCCCGUCUCGAACUGGACGUAUCAUCCGAAAUUUAGUUACUAUACGGCUGACUACGACAUUGGGAUUGUCAUUUUGGAGACUGCUUUUGAUUUGUCGAAUUUUGGUAUGCGCACAAUUGGAUUGCGCCCGGAACGACCGGCGACCGGAAGAGAUGCCCUUGUGGUUGGCUGGGGAUAUCGUGAGGAAUGGGGUCCUUCCAGUCCCCAUCUGGAACAGGCAUAUGUGCCCAUUGUUAGCUCGGAACAAUGCAAUAAUAUCUACGGCAAGGGAGAGGUCACUGAACGCAUGAUCUGCGCAGGAGAUGUUGCCCAAGGCGGUCGCGAUGCAUGUCAAGGAGAUACAGGCGGUCCACUGAUCAUUGACGAGCAACUGGUGGGUCUUGUCUCCUGGGGACGUGGCUGUGGACGGCCUGGCUAUCCCACAGUUUAUACAUACGUGCCCAGCCUGAAGUCGUGGAUCGAUGAUACUCUGAAGGCCGCGGGAGCGCUAUAAACGACAACCAGUGUGCUGAUAAUGCCUAUCAUCAAGUAGCUAUACAUGAUAAUUAUGCGACUUUUGUAUUUACCGAUUUACUGUUCAUCUAAUAAUAAAACUACAAAUUUAGUACGAGUA
Messenger RNA from Drosophila innubila, 983 nucleotides. Its product is annotated as trypsin eta-like. NCBI's taxonomy places the organism in Eukaryota, Metazoa, Arthropoda, Insecta, Diptera, Drosophilidae. Gene Ontology annotation, molecular function: serine-type endopeptidase activity. The transcript has a single exon. The coding region runs from base 51 to 863 and encodes 270 amino acids. The record is from RefSeq and is a predicted model, not a curated record. Gene Ontology annotation, biological process: proteolysis.